AUGGCACCGACCCGUUAUCCUUCCACUCGCCAAGAGAGGGAGGUUGUCGCUCGCUCCGUGAAACCAGCCUUACGCCGUACCCUCCGUUGUAGGAACCAUGACACCCACGUUUUCACUAGGAAGCCAAGACUCCACUCCCGGCUUGGAACGGGCGGGCCGAAACUAGCCAAACCGAACCCGGCUCUGCGGGCCGUGGUAACAUUCCUUCACUUCGGAACCCCCACAUGGGUCACAAGCUCGUGUUACCAAGCUCGGCAAUUGAGCGACCCCGCACUCGCUCUAACCAUCUCCACCACCGAGACCUCAUCAUCUUCAAAGAACCCUCAUUCUCCUUCCUCAACAAACUCCUCCGUUCCACAAGCAUCACUUUCACCUUCGUCCCUCCCAAACCGAAACCCGAACUCCUUGCAAAGCUCCGAGGUGGGUUUGAUUUGA
Messenger RNA from Dovyalis caffra, 435 nucleotides. NCBI's taxonomy places the organism in Eukaryota, Viridiplantae, Streptophyta, Magnoliopsida, Malpighiales, Salicaceae. The record is from the annotation of a GenBank genome assembly.